AUGAAGGAUUUUGCAGCCGGUGAUGUUGGGGCGUCUUCUCAAUCAUCUACUGCAGAAAUACGUCCUGACUUGACUCGAUUUGAUCAACUUCGGGCAAAUCCUCCGAGCGUUCUUGUUGUACCCCCAGAUGCAUGUGAAAUUCACCCAUCAUCCCUCGACGACAUCUUCAAGGCUAUUGGUCUUCUAAAAGACCAAUUUGAAUCCGAUAAGCCGCCGUCCUCACAAUUUAUUCACGUCAUGAACAUUCCAUCGCCACUCCUCAACAAAAUUGAAAAUGACACUGGCCUCUUUCAAGGUGUCCAAGCCCAUAUCGUGCAUAAGCAAUCGGAAAUAUUACUCAAGAUAUCACCAGGACGCGAUCAUGAAUCGAUUACUGAGAGAUUUGCCGAGGAAAUAAAGACGAAACUGCGCUCUAUGGGUGUUGCUACGUGGAAUGGAGAGUUUGAGGCAAUUGGUUCCACCAGGAUCUAUGGAGAUUCAUCAAGUAAAGAGCCAGCCUGGGCCAUGGCUCCCAAGAACACGAUCAACCCCUCUCUUGUUCUUGAAGUCGGAUUCUCGCAGUCUUAUGCCAGUCUCCUAAAUGAUGCUGCUUGGUGGUAUAGUAAUGCAAACACCAAGGUAAUCGUUCUUAUCAGCAUAUCGCACAGCCCCGUCCUUCAUGUGGCUUUCGAAGUCUGGUCCGAGGUGCCCAAUACAUCACUCGCUCCGUUCACAAAAUCUCGUCCACAACAGGUCCUACAAUGCACCCAAAGGGCCCAAUACCAAGACGGCCAAAUUACCGGCGGGCCAUUAACUAUACCUUUCGAUAAUAUCUUAAAUCGAGCGCCCCGAGGUAUUGAGCAAGACAUCAUCCUCAGUCCCGCUAUAUUGGCACAUAUUGGCGCGGAGGCAUGA
This is a messenger RNA of Penicillium taxi, 894 nucleotides long. RefSeq lists its product as uncharacterized. NCBI's taxonomy places the organism in Eukaryota, Fungi, Ascomycota, Eurotiomycetes, Eurotiales, Aspergillaceae. Bases 1 to 894 code for a protein of 297 amino acids. The record is from RefSeq and is a predicted model, not a curated record. The transcript has a single exon.